Molecule: messenger RNA, 458 nt
Organism: Drosophila nasuta
Lineage: Eukaryota; Metazoa; Arthropoda; Insecta; Diptera; Drosophilidae
Product: mitochondrial import inner membrane translocase subunit TIM14
Exons: 3
Coding region: 76-432 (118 amino acids)
Biological process (GO): protein import into mitochondrial matrix
Cellular component (GO): PAM complex, Tim23 associated import motor
Molecular function (GO): ATPase activator activity
Source: RefSeq, a predicted model, not a curated record
UUAUCGAUACUGAAAACAUAUUCAAGUCAGCUGUCAAAACGACAACAGUCAACAACACACAUCGAUUACAUAAAAAUGACGAGCUCGAUUAUUUUAGCCGGCCUCGGCGUGGCGGCUGUUGGCUUUGCUGGAAAACAUUUGAUGCGACGCAUGCCACAGAUGACAACGAAAUUCAAUGAGGCCCUCAAGAAUCUGCCGAAAUUCGAUGCGGAGAGCAUGGCUAAUGCCAAGUACUAUAAGGGCGGCUUUGAUCCCAAAAUGAACAAACGCGAAGCCGCUCUUAUUCUUGGUGUCAGUCCCAGUGCUCCAAAGCUCAAGAUCAAGGAUGCGCAUAAGAAAAUCAUGUUGCUCAAUCAUCCGGAUCGUGGUGGCUCUCCAUAUUUGGCGGCCAAGAUAAAUGAGGCCAAAGACUUUCUGGAUAAUGCUAAAUAGAGACCCAACUCGUUGUAAAUAAACUA